AUGUUGUUCACUCAAAGGGCGCCGGCAUUCGAUGUUUGCCGCCAAUCUUUAAAUAUCAACCUCGGCCGCCAGUUUUCCAAUGUUCGCAGCGAGCCUAGCAAGGAUAGCAAUAACCAUAAUCUCACCAGCGAGAGCGGCGGCGGGUUUGGAGGUGGGAGGAACAGAAGUGGCUGCUACGAGGUAGCGGAUGCGGAGAGCAGCAGCACCGGCAGCAGCAGCAGGGCCGCCAGCGACUCGACAACACCCUCGCCCACGAACCUGACGGCCAACGAGAGCUUCUCCCGUCUGUCCCUCGAAGCUCCCGAUGACAUCCCGCGGGGGUCGCCUGGUCCCUGGACGUAUUCUUCGACAGCCGAGCAGAUCUUCUCGACGCGGGUGUUCGCAACAGAGCGCAACACAUCAGAGAUGGAUUCGCCAAUGCAGGUGUCCCAGUCACUUAGCUUCACGGUGAUAUCUUCCCCCGCGUCAGCAAUGCUCGAAGAAGACGUCGUUCCCAAGAUUGAGGAGAUCGAGGACGAAGAAGAUGGAACGGUACCGCUUAGUCUCCACCACGGCGAGCCACAGGAUGGCAAAAGUGAUGACGUCCCUCCAUCGCCGACGGCCUGCGUUCCUCGAAAGCGCGGUCGACCACGCAAGCACCCUCCUCCAGUGCCGGGCCAGGCAAAGGUCACCAAGGGCAGAUCGAAGACCGGAUGCAUAACGUGUCGGCGGCGGAAGAAGAAAUGCGACGAGACGAAGCCGGCAUGUCUGAACUGCCAGAAAAACGCCGUCGUCUGUGAGGGCUAUCCGGUCAAGGAGGUGUGGAAGAGCGGGAAGCAGAAGAUCGAAGAAGCCGCCAGGAGACACUCCUUUGCGAUUCUUGCCCGCGGCCUGCCGGUCCUCAUCGACGGCAUCGAGACGGAUAUCGAUAGACGCUUCCUCGACCACUUUGUCAACGACUUCAGCCGAGUCCUCACACUGAUCAACGAUGACUCCAACCCGUUCAAGGAGAUCCUGCUGCCCAUGGCUACGCAGCACAAGGGCCUAAUGCACUCGUUAAUGUGCCUGGCGGGCUCUCAUCUCUCUGCCCGAGACCCAGAGCCGAUGCUGAAGGAACGGAAACACUACCACUUCCAUCGCGCAAUCACGAAUCUACGAAAUACCAUUGCCGCCCAAUCCUCAGCCUGCGCGUCCUCCUCAUCCCCUUCGACCACCGCCUCGACUACGACGACCGAGACUUCGCCAGGAUCGUCGAGGGCGAAAGAGUGUCGGGAGAGCCUACCGGUCGAGGAUCCCAUGAUUGCGUCUACGAUUGCGCUAUGUCUACAUACUAUCUGUGAGGGAGAGACCAAGGGCGAGUACCGUUCUCAUAUGGAUGCAGCGAGGUACCUUCUGAUCACCCAACGACCAAGAAAUGAAAAAUUCAGGCAGUUUAUCGUGGAAUUUUUCCAGUACCACGAUGUCUCCAACUCGGUGACAACGCUGGAUCGACGGCCAGUCUGCUUUGCUGGUGACCUUCGCCUGCCUGACUUUGUCCCCCAUGCCCAGGCCGGGGCCCUGCUAGGUAUCUUCGAUGGCCUGUUCCAUUACAUAUCUGAAAUUACGGUCCUCCGGGAUAGGAUACGGCAACGGAUAAACCAAGGCAUUGAACCUGCCAUCGAUUAUCAGACGCUCAGCGAAGCAGUUGGAAUAGACUCGCAAAUUCGUGCGUGGGAGCCCUCCUACCCUGCAGACAACCCCAACUGGCUGGCAUCACAGCUGUAUAGACAGUCUACCUGGGUGUACCUAUACAGAACAAUUCGUCCCUCUCGUCCCGACGAGAAGAUAUCGCAAGUGGUCGACGACGGUCUUCUCUAUCUAAACCAACUACCGUUAGACGCCGGUGCAUAUAGUAUUCUCUUGAUGCCACUGUUCCUCCUAGGGUGCUCUGCCUUUGAACCUUACCAGCGAGAACGCAUCAAAGCUGGAUUCGAUAGCCUACAGGCCUAUUCAAGCCUACGGAACAUCACCCCUGCUCUUCGAGUGGUAGAGAAAGUCUGGGAUGUUAUGGACACAAGCCCAAACCUUAGCUGGGACUGGGAGAAAAUCAUCGAUGACAUGAACAUGGACUUUUUGAUAACAUGA
Molecule: messenger RNA, 2103 nt
Organism: Nannizzia gypsea CBS 118893
Lineage: Eukaryota; Fungi; Ascomycota; Eurotiomycetes; Onygenales; Arthrodermataceae
Product: OefC protein
Exons: 2
Coding region: 1-2103 (700 amino acids)
Biological process (GO): positive regulation of transcription by RNA polymerase II
Cellular component (GO): nucleus
Molecular function (GO): transcription cis-regulatory region binding; DNA-binding transcription factor activity, RNA polymerase II-specific; zinc ion binding
Source: RefSeq, a predicted model, not a curated record